AUGACCUGUGAAAAACUGGUCCAACUGGCCUCACAAACUGAUGAACUGAGACAUAAACUGUCCAUAGGUGAUGAUGCGACCUGCAAGCAGCACAUGACUCGGGUGGAACUCAAAUGUCUUAUCAAACUUGUACAGUACGGGCUGGUUGAAGCUGAAUGUAUUGUAGUGGCGAAUGAUUACAUUCGAUCAAUGGAGGCUAAAUUGAAUCGAUCUCGUCGAAUGGUACGAAUAAUGAAUGCGAGAAAUCGGAGCUUGCAACGAAAGGUAUUACGAAAGCAUCAAGAAUGGCUUGAUUGGAUUUGCCAGUGUGAGGUGUUUCAACGUCAUUUGGAUACUUGGCGUUUUGCCUUGUCAUUGUAUGAUUCCAACUACUCCUGUCUAACACACAUGAUGGCUGAUUCAGUGAUCGAGCUAAACAAACAGAACAAAUCGGAAUCGGAUGUUCCAACCAAUAUGAGCAGUUUGCCAUGGAUUUGGUUGGUCGGAAGUAAAAUGGAAUUCUGGUCUCGAGUAAAUGAACUGUUGGAAUUAGGACAAUUAUAUCGGGCCGUACAGAUCACCAUGGAUGCGUUUCAAUUAAGAAAACUCGUACCAGCCUCACAGAGACAUCGAUGGUUGCCGAACUGCUUGAUUGAAUUGCCAAAAGCGUUGGAUUAUCUUUCUAGUUUGGCUUUACACUGCUAUCGUGAAGAGGCUAUUCGAUUGGGAUUGAACUGUGCCAACCACGCAGUUCGAUUACUGCUGAAACAGCUCACAACUGCUCAGAUUCAUGAGACAGAAUGGGCUGUCUUGUUGGAGUGUGGCCGUAAGCUGAUUCAGGUGUUCUGGCUCACAAAGCGUUAUCAGGAGGCAGCCGUGGUUCUCUUCGGGAUCCUGGGAGCUCGACGAGCGCUGACUGACGAUGCGGAAAAAUCUGAGACGUGGAAAAGAUGCUCACAAUUAGCCUGUCUCCUCACUGGUGGGUUGUGUCUUUUCUCUAGUCAGACGAAUCAGUUAGCUCUCCUGAGUUUCUAUCGGGAAGAUCAAAUUACUUUGUUUCUGACGGAACUGGCCGUAACCUGGUUGGAAACUGCUUUAGCAAUACAUCUGAGCCGUUACAAAGAUGUAGUCGACAAUAGGUCGAUGGAUUUAACUCAUGGACCGUCAUUUUAUCUAUGGUCUUGUGCAACCGCUUGUCUAGGUCGUCAGUGUUCAAAUAUCGGUGCAGUCUACGAUGUGUUUCUGCUAGCCACACGUGUGCUCAGUAUCCUUGCUCAGAUUGAACCGUGGCAAACCGAAUGUGCUGAGUCUCUAACACAAGUUAUCACAAUUGCCCUAACGGCUGAAUCAGAAUCAUCGGAUUCACCAUCAGCGGAGAUUCAAGAUCAUGCACAGGACAUUCUGGAACAUAACGGUUGUCAACCCAUGAGCUUAGAUCUGUACCUUCAGAAAGUGCAAUACACAGAGCUAAUUGAACCGGUGGAAUCGUUAAUGCAAGAAGUGAUCCUUGUUUGUCGGGGACAACAGUGGGAAACUGCAGCUACUUUAUUGGAGUGGUGGAUUACCGGAUGUCAACUGCGUCGACAAAGAGCGGCUGUACAAAAUCGACGCAAUAAGCCAAAUCACGGGGGUGAAACUUACUGCGCGAAAAACAUACCAAACGAGACAAAACUAGAAACAGAUUCUAAGGCACCAACAAGUCAGAACCGAAACAUGCCUAUUCCGUUGGCAAAGUUAAAGUUCCGUACCAUUCAUGUUCGAUUUUUGCAUUUUCUCAUGCAACUACACACUUCCAAUAGAUUCACCUCGGACGGGUUGUUUAAUACAAACAUAUCACAGCUAAACGUGGGCAAACACAGGGAUUGUAGCCCCGAUGAAGUAUACUGCAAUUUAACCGGUGAGGAACAAGACGCUCGAGUCACCUGCUUUGUGCCGGGAUUCAAACAAUUGAUGCCUGGAACCUUCAAGCUGCUUGGACAACUGGCUGCGCGAAGAACAAAAUUGAAUGCCGGUGCAUGCCUGUCCGAUGGUUGGUUUAUUUUAACAACUAAUCGAAAACUUUGGGCUUGGUGGAAGCUCACAUUUUUCAACGAGCGACGUAGUGAUACAAGUCAACGACAACAAUUCGUGAGUCCGUUCCUCGACAGAAAUUCGAUGAUCCACAUAUGGGAUGAAAGUGUCCGGUUAGUUCAAAAUGAGUUAAGAUGCAUCAUUUCCGGAAAGAAAGGUAGUCAUCCACAAGAAAGUAAUAGUUCAGUGGGCAGACCAUUGAAAUUACCAACGCGACUACAAAUCCGGCCGUUUCCUGUGACUCAAGAUUUAGUACAUCUGAUAUGUGCAAAUCUGACUUCUUCGGAAAUCGAUAAACCUGCUUUGGAUGAACAAUCCCGUAUUGCGAUAAAACCAGACACAAAAGUGUCAACAGAAGAAAUAAAACCGGAAGCUGAGAAACAAUUAAGCCCAAACACAUCUGUGGAUCGAAACUCACUUAACCCGGUAUCAAUCAAGGAGAAAAUUCGUUCAGUUCUCACUGGUCGUCUUGGGUANGUUCUCACUGGUCGUCUUGGGUACUGGAUUACUUUUCGUUGGAAAUCAGGCUUGGUCCAUGAGCUCCUAUGCAAGAGUCCAGGAAGAAGUCCUGGUACGGAAGCGUGA
Messenger RNA from Echinostoma caproni, 2634 nucleotides. The record is from the annotation of a GenBank genome assembly. NCBI's taxonomy places the organism in Eukaryota, Metazoa, Platyhelminthes, Trematoda, Plagiorchiida, Echinostomatidae.